Molecule: messenger RNA, 1662 nt
Organism: Aphis gossypii (cotton aphid)
Lineage: Eukaryota; Metazoa; Arthropoda; Insecta; Hemiptera; Aphididae
Exons: 6
Coding region: 131-994 (287 amino acids)
Molecular function (GO): sequence-specific DNA binding
Source: RefSeq, a predicted model, not a curated record
UGUUCAUUGUUGUUUUUCAACAAACUACAAAGUAUAGCAAUAUUAUUAGGUACUUAUUAGUUCAUCGAAUUAUGCGAAUUUGUAUUGUGUUCUUGCAUACUUUCACUUGAAACAGUUUAAUUUACCUGCAAUGGCUCCUGUAUGUUCUGUUUCUGGAUGCACUACAGGGAGUAAAUCUAGAAAUAUAUUAAUUACCAGUGAGGAAGAAAUAACCAGGAUACAUAGGUUUCCAAAGGAUCCUAUCAUCCAAAAGUUAUGGGUAUCGGCAUGUAGAAAAAAUAGACCAAUACAUAUUUCAUCUGCAUAUGUAUGUUCAUUACAUUUUUCCAAUGAUAAUUAUUUUAAACCGCUGAUUCAAACAAUGCUGAACUAUUCCCCACAAAAUUGUAGAAAGCUAAAAGCUGAUGCUAUUCCUACAUUAAACUUGCCCGGUGAUGAAUUAAUUCCAUCUAAUCAAGUUAUGGUUAAUAGCUGGGUGUCCAGAACUAGGAGUCCUAGAAAUAGUAUAUUUACUGUCAUAGAGUGUGAUGAAUCCAAAUCUCAAGACUAUUCGUGUAUUAGUUCAGCAGAAAUAAGUGGUACAUGUCUCAGUUCUGGUUCCACGACAUCAGUGCUUAGAAAAAGAUCUGGCCAUUCUUUGAAGCAAAGAUCACCAAAAUUUACUGUGUCAGAUUAUAUAAUGCCAACUAAUAAUGAUUCUACGACUUUUCUUAAAUCAGAGAAUAUGACUCACAGUCCAGUUCCUUGCAGGCGUUCUUUGUUUAAUGCAUCUCCUGAUGACAUUACUAUGCCUGAUGUUGAUUAUAGUGAUGAAAUGGAAAGCCAACUCUGUGUAGAAAAUACUAAUGAAUUAGAUGAAGUAAAAAAAUUGCUGGAAAAGUGUCAAACAGAAAAUAUCAGGUUAUAUACAUUAGUACAUUACAUAUUUAUCACUUACAUCUUAGACUUAACAUUUAAAAUAUUUGUUUUAAAUUUUAGUGUUGCUUGCUUAUGAAAGGUAUUCAUAGUUUAGAUUUAUAUAAAUGUCCAUAUUAUUAUUAUGUUUAUCACUGGUAGUAUGAUGUGCAUAAAAAUGUUUUUAUCUUUACAAAGAAAAAUUUUUUAAGCUAUGAAUACCCAUUAUAUAAAAUUAUUACAUAAUAUUUUAUAUUAACAACUUUAUUUGUGGAUUGGAUACUUCGGCAAAGAUUUUUUUGUUUCAGGUUAAACAGCCAAAAUUGAAGAUUGAUACGUGACUACCGGAUAGCUCUAUCAAUCAAUAUUGAGGAUUUGAAAUCCUAGGAAUGAUUUUUAAUUAUAAUAAUCUAUAGCUACUGGUUAGCUUAGAAUUAAAUAUGUAAAUUAUAAUACCUGUGUAAUAUAUUAACUUGUACUUUUUAACUUUUGAAAUUGAUUAUUUAUAAAUAUUUUUUAUAUAAUUUAAUGAGAGUUAUUUGGGGAUGUGUGUUCAAUAACCAUAGGCGUGCACAGACUUUGACUGCAGGGGGGGCCCUUUAAAGAUUCUUGUACUAAUGAAUACUAGUAUAAUUAAAUAUUUAAUUGUUAAUUUUAUAAAGUAUUUAUUUAAUUCAAUAUGCAAAUAUAAAAAUAAAUACAAAUAAAAUAUAAAAAUAAAUAAUAAUAAUAAUUUUAAACUGAAACUGAAACAGCAUAAUAAUACAU